This is a messenger RNA of Gastrolobium bilobum, 612 nucleotides long. RefSeq lists its product as uncharacterized. The record is from RefSeq and is a predicted model, not a curated record. Gene Ontology annotation, molecular function: zinc ion binding; aspartic-type endopeptidase activity; nucleic acid binding. Gene Ontology annotation, biological process: proteolysis. The coding region runs from base 1 to 612 and encodes 203 amino acids. The transcript has a single exon. NCBI's taxonomy places the organism in Eukaryota, Viridiplantae, Streptophyta, Magnoliopsida, Fabales, Fabaceae.
AUGAAAUGCUUCAAGUGCGGCCAAGAUGGACACUUCAUCAAAGAUUGUCCACAAUGGAGGGAACAACAGCCAGCAGCUGAGGCACCAAGAAUUGGCAGAGUUUACACACUGGAUCAACAUGUGGUGGACCAGGCAGCCGAACUAGUUAAAGGUACGAUCAAUAUAUGUGGUGAAGAACUAUCUAUUUUAUUUGACUCUGGUGCGACCAAUUCCUUCAUUGCCGACUAUGUGGCAAAUGCAUUUAACUUAACUAUGAGCCCAAUGCAAGUCACCUCUGCGACGGGGGAAGUGACAACGUCUCACUUCAUAUGUAGAAGUAGAAAUGUAGAAUUCAGAUACAAAGGAAAGAAGUACAACCAAGACUUCAUAAUUCUCCCCUUAGCCAAACUAAACCUAAUAUUGGGAAUGGAUUGGCUGGCCAAACAGCGCGUAGUAAUUGACUGUAGCAGCCGAAGUAUAAUAGUCGACGGAGAAAUGAUGGUUACCCCACUCCCCAGUACUUCACCGGUCGAAUCAAGAGAUUGUACUUUCAUGCAAGCUGGCCUCAAUGCAAUCCCCAAUGCAAGUCACCUCUGCGACGGGGGAAGUGACAACGUCUCACUUUAUAUGUAG